UGCAUGUACAUCUGUCUCUCUAGUUUGUUGAUAUUGCCGUAUUCAGGAUGGAUCUAGCUGCAUGGUUCCUACUGAUUUGGUUUGCUGUCUUUACUUUCAGAGUUGAAGGGGCACGAUGGAUGAACGUAGACGAAGCAGUAAGCAGAAACGUCUUAGAGCUGGAGAGGAAGAACGAGAAGCGAUCUUUAGUUGAUACAACACCAGGGGAAAUUAUCCAAAUAGAACGAGACACCGAACUCAUAGAAAAUGACGUAGUCACUACCAUAGAUGGGACAAACGUCACCCGGUAUUACGAAACAUUUCAUGGAAUCCCCGUAUACGACACCGUUGCUUCAAUUGAAGUCGAUAGUGAGCAUGGCACAUACACUGGACAGGCAUCUGGGCAACUGCUUCAAGACAUACAAAAUGACGUCAUAUCUGUUAUCCCAACUCUGAAUGAAGACGAGGCUCUCAGCCUUGCAAAACAUUUCUUUGGUGGUGUGGUCGAUGAAUACAGUAAUGAGAAAAUUGAGCUGGUGAUUUAUCCAGUAUCAAAUGUUGCAACACUAGCGUACAAGAUAUCAUAUAUAGCGUUCGAGAAAGGAAAAAUUGCAAGACGCCUUUUCAUUAUCAACGCAAAUUCUGGAACACUUUUAAAAGAAUUGAACUUACUUCCGUCCUUUCAGGUAAAAGCCACUGGCGGCAAUACAAAAAUAGGAAAAUUAGAAUACGGUAACUCUAUGCCAUUCCUAGAAGUCAGGGGAAAUGAUGGACAGUGUAUUUUAGCAAAUAGUAGGGUAAAAGUUUACGAUCUCAAGCAUGGCAAAAAAACAAAAAAGGGAGAUCAUCCGUACACAUUUGAUUGUCGAAACGGAAUUGCCGACGAGAAAAAUGGUGCUUACUCUCCUCUCAGUGACGCUUUCUUUUACGCUGAUAGAGUUUUCAAAAUGUACGAAGAGUUUGUGCACGCGCCAGUUAUAAAGGAACAGCCCGUACAACUUUGGGUUCAUUACGGUGAAGACGCUGUCGUUGCACAAUUUUCCGGUCCGAUGCUUAUGUUUGGAGAUGGUCGAAAGAACCUGUUCUAUCCGAUGGUUUCCGCGGACGUCGUAGGUCACGAGUUGACCCAUGGAUUCAUAGAGGAACAUUCUGGGCUCGAAUACAGUGGUCAGUCUGGGGCGCUGGACGAGUCAUUUGCGGACAUCGCUGGAGAAGCGGCCGAAGAAUUCAUCUUUGGGAAACAUGAUUACAAAUCUGGCGAGGACAUCUCCAUGGGGUACAAAGUUCGUGAGAUAUGUAAUCCAGAAGCUGACGGUCGGUCAAUUGACCAUGUCCGGGAUUACAGCGACGACUUGGAUGUCCACUUCACGAGUGGUGUUGUCAAUAAAGCCGCGUGUUUGCUGUCCAAAGCCGAUGAUUUCGAUAUUAUGAAAGUGUUCCAGAUAUUCGCUCAUGCAAAUCGUUUUUAUUGGCAUCCUACAACAAACUUCAGCGCGGCCGCUUGUGGGAUUGCAAAGGCAGCUUAUGAUCUCGGUCAUUACACUGAUGAUAUUUCAGUUGCUUUUGAAAAGGUCGGUAUCGAAGUUUGCGCAAUGGAUAACUAUACGCGAACCCUUCAUACUGAUGCAACCAUCAAGCGCCUUCAGGCAAAAGGUGACGAAAAGAUUGUGUUCAAGUUUAAUAUUAAGGUGGGGAAAAGUUUCAUGGUUUAUACCAUGAAUGGAGACGGCGAUGUUGACGUUACCGUAGAUGCAAAACGGAAACUAAGGGGAGCAAAACCCAUGUAUUCUUCUAAAUCCAAGGGGAAUUUAGAAAUGAUAAACAUUGAUUUAAACUUUAUGAGAAAGGGCUACAUUACUUUGAAACCAAAAAAGAAAUCAAUGUUUUCUGGUGUAAAGUUCAGCGUACGCAUUAAGAACUGAGUAUUGUAUAUUGCAUUAUAAUGUAAUCUUUUUCCAAAUGAUAUAUUUCAGAUAAGCAAUCAUUAUGAACAAUCCCUUAUAUGUGUGAUUAAAACUGUUAUAUAGCAGUGCAUAUUUCAUUUAGAGAUAAGAUAAUAUAAUAAUUGGUUUGAAUAAAAAAAAUACU
Messenger RNA from Mizuhopecten yessoensis (Yesso scallop), 2067 nucleotides. Its product is annotated as elastase-like. Gene Ontology annotation, molecular function: metalloendopeptidase activity. The transcript has 2 exons. The record is from RefSeq and is a predicted model, not a curated record. Lineage: Eukaryota; Metazoa; Mollusca; Bivalvia; Pectinida; Pectinidae. Bases 48 to 1901 code for a protein of 617 amino acids. Gene Ontology annotation, biological process: proteolysis.